Messenger RNA from Diachasmimorpha longicaudata, 819 nucleotides. RefSeq names its product fas apoptotic inhibitory molecule 1. Bases 25 to 645 code for a protein of 206 amino acids. Lineage: Eukaryota; Metazoa; Arthropoda; Insecta; Hymenoptera; Braconidae. The record is from RefSeq and is a predicted model, not a curated record. Gene Ontology annotation, biological process: negative regulation of extrinsic apoptotic signaling pathway via death domain receptors; canonical NF-kappaB signal transduction; positive regulation of neurogenesis. The transcript is spliced from 5 exons.
GAGCAGAAUAGUAGAACAGGUGCCAUGAUGGCAGGCGCUCUGCUUCGGAGCUUACAAGCUCUGGAGAUGACCUUAAAUGAACCGACAGCCAGGUGGAUUGUGCCUCUCAGUGAUGGCAAUCAUGUGGUUGAGUUUGAACAUGGGACUGCCACUGGUAGAAGGGUUGUCAAGAUCGAUGGAAAGACACUGGUCAACAGGGAAUGGAUGUUUCGACUAGUUGGAGAUGAGGUUGUCAUGUUCGGAGACACAAAAUUCGUCAUUCGAGUCGAUCCCAUACCAAAUGGAAAUUUGGGGGUUGUUGCAGGUCUCAGGUACUCGUACACUCUCUGGGUCAAUGGAAAGAGCUUUAAGAAUUUUGUACAGUCACAAUCGAAGGUUCUAGAGUCUUGGGUGACGAAAAUUGGGGAGAAUAAGUACAGGAUUGUCUUGGAUAAAACUACGCAAGCAGUCUGGGUCAAUGGAGAGCAAAUCGAUGUAGAGAACGAAUUCAUCGAUGGUGGUGCCGAAAUGCUGUUUCUUCUCGAGGGUUCACCCGCGGUCAUUCGAUCCUGCAGUUCAGAACAAAAAGGGGCCGGAAUAAAGUACAUACUCUACGUCGAUGGCGUCGAAAUUAGCGAACAAAAUUUGCUGUCACCGACAGAGUAGUAAUAUGCAAUGAUAACUCACACGUGCCUUCAGUGCCUUUGGUGCACUAUUAUACGACUAUCAAUUUAAAUAUGCCACUCAUGUAUUUUGUAUUCACUUGUACAACGAGAGACGACGAUAAAUUAUAAUUAAUUUAGUGGACAUAGAAAAUCAAAAAUAUACGACGAGUCAGUA